Messenger RNA from Strongyloides ratti, 336 nucleotides. RefSeq lists its product as hypothetical. The record is from RefSeq and is a predicted model, not a curated record. Lineage: Eukaryota; Metazoa; Nematoda; Chromadorea; Rhabditida; Strongyloididae. The transcript is spliced from 2 exons. The coding region runs from base 1 to 336 and encodes 111 amino acids.
AUGUAUGUAAUUUUUAUAAUUAUUUUAUUGACAAUUUCGGUGAUUCAAAAUGUUGUUGAUGGAAAAUAUUUACAAAAUGACAAAAUUGGAAUAUUUAAACAUAAAUCAACAUUUAAUGACAAUUUUAAUAAUAAUAUUGAUAAAAUAGAUAAGGAUGUUUUAUCACUUACACGCAUAUUAAAUGAAAUAAAAGAAUAUUCACCAAAUUCUGAGGAAAUAAAUUAUGAUACUAUAAUACCACAAAGAGUUCCAAAAAAUAUUAAAACUCGUGAAGAUAGUGAUAAUUAUUCACAUCUUCAUAUUUCAAGAUGUUAUUUUAAUCCAGUUAGCUGUUAA